Molecule: messenger RNA, 4480 nt
Organism: Pseudoliparis swirei
Lineage: Eukaryota; Metazoa; Chordata; Actinopteri; Perciformes; Liparidae
Exons: 9
Coding region: 311-2389 (692 amino acids)
Biological process (GO): regulation of transcription by RNA polymerase II
Cellular component (GO): aryl hydrocarbon receptor complex; nucleus
Molecular function (GO): nuclear receptor activity; transcription cis-regulatory region binding; protein dimerization activity
Source: RefSeq, a predicted model, not a curated record
UCAGAGGAAUCCGCCACCUGAAACGCGAGGAAGUGAGGGCGACUCAUUUGGGUAUAAAGCAUCAGCCAACAUCUGCCCCGAGCAGUGCUCAGCUGAUGGAAACAUCAGCUCGGAGCUCACACAGGACCUCCGGUUCAUUUAGUUUCCCUUGGAUUUUAUCAUUCGGCGUUACCGAGUCGGUGCACCCGGGAAGACGCAUCUCUUUUCUGCACUUUAAGUGAAUGUGACCCCCACAGCCAUCACUAUACUGGAACUAACUGAUAUCCCGAGGGAUUUCGGCGCACCUGUUAUCUCCACGGAGCGCGAGAUCAUGAUACCUCCGGGAGACUGCAUGUACGCGGGCAGAAAGAGGAGGAAGCCCGUCCAGAAACAGAAGCUGUCCUCGGCUAAUGAGAAAACCAACCCGUCCAAGCGGCACAGAGACAGGCUGAACGCUGAGCUGGACCGGCUGGCCAGCCUGCUGCCGUUCCCCCCGGAUGUCAUCUCCAAGCUGGACAAGCUGUCCGUGCUGCGCCUCGCAGUCUCCUACCUCCGCGUCAAGAGUUUCUUCCAAGCGAACCACGACAAGCCCUCCAGGAAGCACAGCAUCAGCACAGCAUCCUCAAACCCUGAACCCAGGAAAGAGAGCCAUCCACUGGGCGCCGCAGUCAAUGAAAGCAGCCUCCUCCUGGAAUCUCUUACAGGCUUUGCCUUGGUGGUGAGCAGUGAUGGGAUGGUAUUUUAUGCCUCUUCAACCAUUGUGGACUAUUUGGGAUUUCAUCAGACUGACGUGAUGCACCAGAAUGUGUUUGACUACAUCCACAUAGACGACCGCCAGGAGUUCAGACGCCAGCUCCACUGGGCCAUGUGUCCUCCGGAGGGGGCGUCGGCACACCAGGACCAGCCACCUGCAGGGACUGGUGAGGACUUUGUCGUGAGCAGCCUGUUCCAUUCUCCAGAGGCAGGGGGGAUUCCUUCUGAGCUCUCCUGCUUUCUCAACAGGUGUUUCGUUGCCAGAGUCCGAUGCCUCUUGGACAGCACCUCCGGAUUCUUGACUAUUCAGUUCCAGGGUCGGUUGAAGUUCCUCCACGGUCAGAAAGUGAAGUCUGCCUCCGGGGCUCUGAUGCCUCCCCAGCUGGCUUUAUUCUGCAUAGGUGUACCCCUCUUACUGCCCUCCAUCACUGAGAUGAAAAUGAAGAACAUGUUAAUGCGGGGAAAGAACAAGGGAGGAGGUGAAGGGAUGAUCUCCGCACUGGAGCAUGGUGAGCGAGGGGACAACCUCGGCAGGCAUUCCUUCGGUGGAGGAAUGGGAGACAUAGCAGACCCUGUCCUCCUCUCCUGUCCCACUCCUGGUGCAACCCAGCGGGGCCACCACACCCCCUGGACCCCGCUCUCCAAAGACAACCUCAAGUACCGCCCCGAGGGUUACUACCACCAAGAGGAGCCCCUCAACUACUGCAAGUCCACCAUGGCUUCCCACAAAGGUGUUAGCCCAGGCCUGGGAUGUGGCUGGCCUCUGCGGCCAAACUCCGGCCCCCUCAGAGCGGGCCAGGGUGUCGGCUACAUCCCCUCUAACCGCAUGAACAAGGCCGGCCAGUAUGGGAGGCCGUACCGCCUUUCCCCGAGCUGCCACAGCGGCAGAGGCGGCGAGCUGUUUGUCACGAAGCUCGACGGGAACGUCCAGAUUCCCACAGACCCGGACGCGUACUGCGUGGACCUGGUGAAGAACGAGAACGGCUACGGAGAGUGCUACGAUGGCCACCUGAUGCCCGAGGUGCAGCCCAUCAAGGUGGAGAACGACUCGGACUCUGAGAACGGCUGCGAUGCCUAUGGGCGACCCUGGGCUUGCCGGGACCCAGAGGCCAUCGACCGUCGCUACAGCAAUGGGGUAUACGACCAGAGCUCAGGCCUCCACCUCAAAUCGGAGGCGGAUUAUUAUGAUCCGCAGUACUCGCCGUGCCACCGAGGGAAAGCAGGAAUCAGCCCACCGUACAACAACGGCAACUAUCAGAACUAUGCGGUCAACAACAACGGGAACACAACCGGACGCCUGUUAAAAUGUGACAAAGACUUGGGCAAUCACAACGACAACAGCCAGUUUAGUCCUCAGAGGCUCUCUCACUCGGACUCUCUAUGCAGCAACCAAUCUGUCAACCUCAUGGACUCACACAUCUAUCCACAGGACCCUCACAAGGCCUACAUGCACCCGGACUACAACAAGCAUGGCACUUAUGAGUUCAAAGGUCACGGCCUGGUCCAUUCCAUCAAGCGGGAGCCCAUGGACUCCCCGCCGUGGUCUGAGAACGCUCACAACAUAAGGCAGUCCAUGAUGGUUGGUCCGAGGAACAGUAUGCCUUGUGUUAUGAGCACAGGGCACCACAAGUCCAGUCCUUACAUUUAUAUGCCAUAAGAGUGAGACACAGCGGAUCAUUUCUAACAUUCACACAAACACACGCACACACACACGCAAACACACACACACACUCUCUCAAACAAUCAGUGUGCAUUAAAGUACUUAGUAUUUUGCCCAAUGCACCAGCAUUUCAAAAGAAUUCCCAGGAUGUUAACAUUUAAAUGACCUCUUCAUCGAUCCGAUGAAGAGGUCACAAACAAGGCUCAGGUUCUAGUGUUUGUGUUGUGACAAUCAAAAAUAAUACCUUGAAUCCAGUUUAUGGAUCGACAAUUUAGUUUUUACGGGAUACAUUUUGUAGUUUGUUCCGAGCACUUUUGGAUUUAUUGACAAUGAGACAAUUUAUGUCUAUAGACACAAUUUUAUUUUUGUUUUAUGUUUUGUGUACACCAGGGUUUUGUGGGAUGAACAAAGAUGUUGCUGUAAAAAGAGGUUUUAUUUGUUAACGUUGUACACAGGAGAUGACUUACACCUACUGUUGGGGUUAUCCAGGGAGAUGGCACACAGUCAGUGUUAACAGUUUAGAGGAUGAUCUGCCUUGAUGGUGGUUUUGCAUGUUUUAGUGCUUCAACUAUAAAUCGCCUACCUUUUUUCAUUAAUGCCCUCAGUGAUGUUUGAAUGGAAUCUAGUGUUUCUAUGCAUUUUAGACUUUUAAUAGGUCAACUUUCAGAGACUUGAAACUUAAUUAAUUGCAGUAAAAACCAAAAGUUGGGUCCCUCUUUCCCCUCCGCAGCUACAGGAAAGCUGUUUUAUUUUCAUGCAUGACAAUUGACAAUUCGAUUCAGUUUAUUUUGUAUUGCCCAAUAUCACAAAUUAUGAAUUUGCCUCAGAGGGCUUUACAAUCUGUACACAUACGACAUCCCGGUUCCAAUUGACUUUUUUUACUCACAAUGUGUGUCCUGAAUUUGAUUUACCAAGAGCAUAGCGUACAAUGCAGUGCUUUUGUCAGAGCGCCCAAGAAUACACAGUUAAAAAAGAAAAAGAAAAGGUUUCUAAUUGCAAAUGCAGAAACCUUUGGAAAAUGUUGUAGUUAGUAGACGGAAACAUGUACAACUAUUGGCCAAAGCUUGAAGUAUAUUCACUCCAUCUGUUUAUUAAACUAGAAACCGAAUACGUAAGGUGGCUCAUGGAUCUCCACCAUGUGUGGUUCAAGCGUGUGCUGCUUGGCUCCGAGAUAAAAGAUCACACUUGAAUUUUCAUUUAAGUUGCAGGACCUAAGAUGAACCUGGACCGAGUAGAGAUAGUCUGCAUCGCUCAAAUGACUAUAUUCAUAAUCAGGUGAAGGUUUGUUUGGACGAGGUAGAAGUGUUUGAACUGAAGGAACAGAAUAGGUUUGAUGUUGAUUAUUCUUCCAAUGCGCACAAUUUUUAAAAAUUGUUAAAUCAUAUUGAGUCACGCAAUCUUUCGAACAUACAAAUAAUUAAUUAAUGUAAUUUCAUGUCAAAGCUAGUGUUGUACAGUUUGGAUUAGUGUUCACGACAAGCUCAGCAUUUCAACUCUUUACAGCCUAUCUCACUGCAGAUGCCACACAUUUCCUUUGAAAUGAAUAUACACUUUUCAUGUCGUCGUUUGAGUCCGAAAACAUCCAACCUUUUCCUCACAAUCAAUGUUCUUGCACAAAAUGAAUUAAAAAGCACCAAAUUGAUUCGAUGUUAGAGUCUCAGUUCUGUGGAGCUACUGUUGUAGUUUCAAAAUUGCACUACUGGGAGUAGUUCAGUUGAAGUUCAGCCUACCCAGCAGGUUUUUGAGUCAACACACACAACUGUUACACAGUGUCACUGUUUUGACUUUCUCUUUUUCUCUGUGUGUGUGUGUUCAUUUCAAUAAAUGUUUAAUGAUUCGUAUUUAUUGUAAGAGGCAAAAGCGUAUAAUUUAAAAACUACAGUUUUGAAGGUUUCUCUGUUUCACGAAGGUAAAUAAAUGCCUUUUUUGUAUUUCUUGCUCUCUUUUUUUGAUAAUUGUUAUAAAACUCAUACUUGUCUCAUGGAGGAGGUAGCUGCAAGGUAGCGAACACAGUGUACAUAUGCAAUGUCUUCCGAUGUUUCUACGUGUUUUUGCAACGGGACUUAUUAAAAGACUUUUCUUUUCUAA